UAUUUGUUAUGUAAUAUUAUUUGAUUUUUUUUUUCAAGUAUAUUAAAUUAAAAUGAAAUAUAUUUUAAACAAAAAAUAGGGAGAAGAAUUUUUAUAAAAAGAAGAUGCAUUUAUAUAUAGAUUCUGCGAUGAUCUCAUCUUGAUUACUUUUCUUAUUCAAUGGAGGAAAAGAAAAUGGAAGAUUCGCUGCCCGAAGGAAUCAACGAGUUAGCUAUAGAAUCGGUAUCACGUUGUAAACCACCGAUCCCAAUAUCCAAAAAAAUGGGUAAGGCUCAGGUAAUGAGACGAGACGAUUCUUCCGGCGGUUGGCUUCCCGUUAAAGGGGGCGGCUUAAGUUGGGUCGGCCUGUUUUUAGAUGGCACGAGUUACCAGUUGGAAGAUAAAAUCGGAAGAGCAAGCGAUCGUCUCUCACCAGCUUUAAAUUUUUGUCCUACCGCAACAUCAACAGGGUCUCUCUCAAAUUUAUACGACCCCAAGACACUCGAAGAUGUGAUAGGAGGAAAGCCAGUUAUUUUAGGACAACGUAUCACGGACAAUACAAUAAUACUCAAUUGCCCUAUUGAUGAGCACAUACAAUAUAUACGCGUAAAUCCUAUCUUCCAUCAUUGGAAGACUGGCAAUGAUUUUAGAUGUGGCUUGACCUUUCAGAGUCCAGGUCAGGCCGCAAUUUUUGAGAAAGGUCUUCUAACUAUUCUGGAAAAACUUAAAAACGAUAAAAAUCAAAAUAACUCCGACAUCCUAUCGCCUAUCAAUUUAAAACGAACGGACCAAUGCACGCCUUUAUACUCCUCUACCUUAUCAAAUAGUAAUCAGAAUGCAUCGGAAGCUCUUUUCUCUGAUAUUAGUACGUAUAUAUCCCCCACUCGGCAUCGCCGAUACCUGGGAACAAUAAAAUCAUCCUACGAUAGAAUUUCCAGCCCAUAUUCUUGUAACAUUCAAAAUCUGUCCUCAGGUAAAAGCGAUUAUCAAUCGCACCAUAAAUCAAUAAUCGGUGGGUACAAUUUGAACAUGCUGAAUGCCAGCAUCAAACUACCCUUAAAAACGCAUUUAUCAUCACCAAUGCCCUUCCCUUCCUCACCAACUGUUUUAGAUCACAAAUCUAAUCAGCCACCGGAUGGCAAUUCGACUUUAAAUCUCAUUUCUGGACUGGAAGAAAAUCACAUAUUUGACAAUCAUUCCUCCAUAAAUCGUGAUAAUUAUUGUUGUAGUGCACAGGUAGCAGAUUGUAUUUCAAGCAUUUACUCUCCUCACCCAAUAGAAACCUAUGCUUCACCUCUCAUAUCUUCUCUCAUUUUGUCUAUUCACAAUAAAGAGGGGAUAGAAAACACAUCGGUAUAUUCUGCAGAUGAUCCACCGUUUGAAAAAAAAUACAACAGCCCCCCUACAAACAAAAUGUCGGAAGAUCCUUCGUUUUCGAAAUCCAAAACUGACCACAAUUAUGAAAAUAGUUUUGGCAAUAUGUUCCUAUCAUUUGUACCGCGAUAUUUUAUUCGUCGUGCUGCACCUCCUUUAACACCUAGAGACACUCGCAAAUAUUUUCGUAAAAAAUAUGACGUUGGAGAAAAGUCAAAUGAUGAAGCCUCUAUCCGAAAGGCUUCAAACCAACAAUCAGCUCGCCAAUUUAUAGAGACGAUCACGUGCAUCCAUUACGCCAGAUGCAUGCUAUACACGAUAAACAAUAACGAAAUUAAUUCAGAUUCCGAAUACUCUGACACCCUUCUCGAUCCGUGCUCAUGUUCUUGCUUCAUAUCCAACGACACAGAGGACGAAUAUGAGGAAACGGAUAAUCAAAUGGAAAACGGCUGUUCCGCUGUCAAAACAAACAAAUACGAGUUUUAUUCGCCUGGUGCAUUUAUACGCAGAUGGUUGUAUUUGGCGGUCAUGUCAAUCUUCUUCCCUUGUAUAUGUCUUUAUCCCCUUCUCAGGUGUUGCCUCCAUCGGUUUAACACAAACUCGCCUAACGAUAUAGAUUCCGAAAAUUAUGGUCAUGCUGCUACUACUAAGAGUGUUUUUAAUAAAUCUCCUGCCAACAUUGUUUAAAGAGUUUACACCUUGUCUAGCUUAAUGUAUUAUAAUUAGUAAAAUUUUAAAAUAACAAGAUGACAUUUAUUUAAAAAAUUAUGUCAUGGCAAUUCGCAAAAUAUGCACCUUUCGAAGCAUUUACCAAUUUUUAUAUAAAUUAUUGACCUAAACCAAAGUAAACCAUAUUUUAAGAAAGAAUGAAUGUGCAAUUUUGUUUAUUAAUUUAAAAUUUAGCACUAUAUUUUUCAAGCGUUGAAAAUAUAAUUGUAAUAUAAUUCUACCCCAA
This is a messenger RNA of Gordionus sp. m RMFG-2023, 2308 nucleotides long. Its product is annotated as sprouty-related, EVH1 domain-containing protein 2-like. NCBI's taxonomy places the organism in Eukaryota, Metazoa, Nematomorpha, Gordioida, Chordodea, Parachordodidae. The coding region runs from base 160 to 2040 and encodes 626 amino acids. Gene Ontology annotation, biological process: multicellular organism development; negative regulation of MAPK cascade. Gene Ontology annotation, molecular function: protein kinase binding. Gene Ontology annotation, cellular component: membrane. The transcript is spliced from 3 exons. The record is from RefSeq and is a predicted model, not a curated record.